GACCAAGUACUCCAGAAAUUCUUCUAGAAGAGGAAAACUCCUCAGUGAUUAUUCUUCCUCCAAAACAACCAGGUGGUCAACUUUUGAAUUGCAGUUUAAUUAUGGGGCAAGAACGCUGUGACCAGAUGUACAGAGAAGAUGAGUACGUGACCUGCCCUUUUCAAGACAUUCAACCAGGAGUAAUCAUCAAGACUCAAUCAUGGUGUUGCAAUGUGAAUUUUUGUGGAGAGAAGGCAACAAAGGAAUUGGCAACAAUGCCUGCCCCUGUGUUUUCUGGAUCUAUAUCAGUUAAAGAUACAACUAAUACAUCUAUAACCAUUACAAUACCACAGAUCAUCAAGGAAGGAGAUGGUACCAGCAACUGCUUCAUUUUAGUAGAACAUGUGAUCCAAGAUGGCGAGAGAGUUCAUGACCUUCAAGCAGAAGCCAAAAUGUUAAUUGGUAGAGACAAACGGAACCAGAGAUACAAAGGUGAUGGGCCUGUUUGGAUUGCUGGUAAUAUAUCACGGGUAAGUAACUUGCAUAUUUACAGAAAUGGCUGUUGAAUAAUGUCUUUUGAAUGUUACAUUAGUACUUUACAUGCUUAAUGUAAUUCCCAUAAUUUGCAUGAUCAUCCAUUACAUUUAAAUCAUGCCAAACUACUGCUGUUUACCAUGUAAUUCCUGAUACGCAUUUAUUUCUAACAGUCUCGCCUUUUGUUUUACGAAGUUCAGUUUUUUCUAGUUUUCUGGAAGUAUCAUUCAGUCUGUGACCAACUCAUGAGUGAUCUUUGUAGUUAUAUUGUUGGAUUGUUUGACUUCAGAAGUUUAGAUGGAUGCAGAUGGCUUUAUUCACGUUAAGCAGACUAACAUUAGCCUAGCCUUUAUGAGGGUGUAGUGCCAUCAGUGUGCUUCAUGUGGUGCACUGUAGGCAUUACAAGGUCUAAAGGUUUGCAGUGAACCUUUGAACCCGAGCUGCACCCACUUUUAGUCGUUUACUUUUCCUCCUCUCCUGCUUCCUUACUUCCAGCUUGCUUUCCAACCACUCCUAUUCCCUCCUUUCACUGUCUCGAGCCCCAGUGCCUGGUUCUGUAGCUGAAUAUUCAUAAAUCAGGUUCAUGGGUUGAGACAUUAGUCUAAUUUCUUUAGAUAUAAAAAGGUUUUUAACUGGUUGCACAUGCAAUUGCUUUUUAAUUAGCAGACUCAUAAGUCACGGUGUGCACUUGUUUUUUUAACCUUUGUAUUGUAUGAAAAUUGAGUUAGUAUUACUUAUGUAUUUCCUUUUUUGAGCAGUGGCACUUUCCUUGUGGGGAGGCCUUUGAUUUGUAAUACAGUUUGUGUAUCAUUUCAUUAGUACUUAUUUCUUCUCCGACCAUAAAGUUGCCAUGCAUUUUACUUUGCAGAAUAUAAUAUUUUAUAACAUGGUUUAAAAUCUGACUUGACUUAUAACAUUUUAAAUGAUGAACAUGGAAUAAUAAAAAUGCAUCCCAACCUUUGCUAUUUAGAAGAUUUCAGCUAAACUCCAGCUGGUUGGCCCA
Messenger RNA from Macrobrachium nipponense, 1516 nucleotides. RefSeq lists its product as uncharacterized. The record is from RefSeq and is a predicted model, not a curated record. Lineage: Eukaryota; Metazoa; Arthropoda; Malacostraca; Decapoda; Palaemonidae.